Messenger RNA from Poeciliopsis prolifica (blackstripe livebearer), 10778 nucleotides. RefSeq names its product YLP motif containing 1 (gene ylpm1). Gene Ontology annotation, cellular component: nucleus. The record is from RefSeq and is a predicted model, not a curated record. Lineage: Eukaryota; Metazoa; Chordata; Actinopteri; Cyprinodontiformes; Poeciliidae. The transcript has 23 exons. Bases 281 to 6472 code for a protein of 2063 amino acids. Gene Ontology annotation, biological process: regulation of telomere maintenance.
AUAGUCGACCAUUCAACGACACAAAGCGUGUAAACGUAUCAAAUAUAUUUUUGUGUGUGAAAUUUCUAAAUUGUUUAACUAGUCUUGCAAGCGAUAACGAUUCAUUUUGUUUUUUAAUCUAAUUAACUGUAUCGUUGAUCAAAAGAUCAUAAAAUAAAUUGACCAUGUAGCUAUUUUCUUCUGAAGAGCAGAAGUCGACGCUAGCUGCUAGCUUUGUUAGCCACUCCAGGGCCUUCUGUGUGUGUAAUCACGUUGGCCUUCCGUGGCUUUGUUUUAUAAAAUGUUUCCUUCUUGGGGAAAUUACGGGGCUCCUCCGCCGCAAAGCUUCGGAGGACCUGGCCCUCGAAAGCCUCCAAUCGGAACAGGUCAGGCUCCUGGUGGUUUCGGCGGCUACGAGGCCUCCUCUGGCGGCUCGCUGUUCUCCAGCCUUCAGGAGCAGCACCGACAGCAGAUGCAGCAGCUCCAGAUGUUGCACCAGAAACAGCUACAGUCCGUGUUACACCACGGUAACAGCGGCGCUGGGUUUGGAGGUGGACUCUCGGGUGGGUUUAACGCGGCCCCGCCGUGGCAUUCAGAUGGACCGGGUCAGGCGGAGGGGGCUGAAAGCAGUCAGUCGUACGUUAUGCAGGAAAAGACUCCGGUUCAGACACCGAGGGGACCCCUGCCACCCAGUCAGGGCCAGCAGCCGCAGCCUCCACCGCAGCAGCAACCAGCGGAGUCCAAACCGAUUCCUCCACCUCCAGAAUCCCAGCCACCCAAGUCGCAGGAAAACAUCGGUGCUCCAGUGGCCAGCAACACAAACCCGACCAGCACGAAUGAUAACAAACCCAUACCUUUACAGGAUCAACAGAAUGUGUGGUACAAACAGCAUCUUCAGAAUUUACAGAAACUGAGGCAGGAGAAAGCCCAGCAAAAUCAGACAGCGGGCAAUGCCUUUCUAAAGCCGCAGCCACCCAGUCAGGCAAUGCCUCCUCCUCCUCCCUCUGAACCACCAAAAGGCACACCCCCGCCACCGCCACCAAGAGAAGAGCCACCUGUGCCACCCCCACCUCCUGUAGACGUAAAGAGUGCAAAUGUAGGAAACUCACCUAAUUUGACAGACACACCUGAUGCUCCAAAAGACCCAGAGGAAGCUGCUCGUCUUCAGCAAUUGCAGGCUGCAGCAGCACAAUGGCAGCAGGUGCAACAGCAGAGAGUUAGCUUGCAAUACCAAGCUCUCAUGCAGCAACAUGAAAAACUUCAGCAGAUUCUUGAACAGUAUCAGCGACUGAUUCAGCAGCCUCCAAACCUGCAGACGAUGUCUGCAGAACUGCAGCUGAGGCACUAUGAAAUGCAGCACCAGCAGUUCAUACCUUUAUUCCAAAACUGGAAUAGCUCUUUUGCUUUGUGGCAUGAACAGUUUCAAUCUUAUCCUCACAAAGACCAGUUGCAGGACUAUGAGCUCCAAUGGAAGCAGUGGCAAGAGCAGAUGAAUGCUACCAAUGCUCAUCUUCAAGAGAGAGUGACCACUAUUACUGCUAUGGUGCCAUUUGCCUCAGGCCAGUAUGGUGCUAUGACUGGACAGCUUGGCCAAUACCCUGGGCAAGAUAUGCCAUUGCAGCAGCAAGUAGUGAACCCUGGUGUCCAACCCACUGUGGUUGGUGCUAUUGCCACUGCUCCAGGUGCUGCUGGUGCCACAGCAGCAAGUGCUUCAGGUGCUACAACUCCAGGCCAACAACCUCCUACCUUUGUGGCACAUUCAGAAUCAGCUGACAGGCCUCAUGUACAAGGAAGUCUUCCUGGUGGGGUUGGAGUGAUAUCCCCUAGUCCUUUGACGAUGCAAACAUCAAGUUUCAACAGCAUAAGAGAACCACGGCCCAGCAGAUUUGACCAACCACCACAAGGCUUUGAUGGGCCCCCUAUGUUCGACCAAUCACAGCAGCGUUGUGAUGGUCCUCCAAGGUUCAACCCACCACGUCAAAGAUUUGAAGGCCCAACAUUUGAUCAACCACGGCAGCAUUUUGAUGGUCCAACAAGGUUUGACCAACCACUUCAGCGCUUUGACGGCCCAUCCAGGUUUGAACAACCACGGCACCGUUUUGAUGGCCCCCCAAGAUUCGACCAGCAAGGUCCGCGCUUUGAUGGUCCUCAAGGGUUUGACCAACCACGUCAACGCUUUGAUGGUCCCCAAAGGUUUGACCAACCACGGCAACGCUUUGAUGGUCCCCAAAGGUUUGACCAACCACGGCAGCGCUUUGAUGGUCCUCCGAGGUUCGACCAGCCACGCCACCGUUUUGAUAAUCCACCCAGACAUGACCAGCCUAAUUUUGGACAGCAAUCUAGAUUGGAUUCCUCAAGAUCCCUUUGCCCUCCACCACGAUUUGAAUCUCCUUCAGCCCCUCAGUUAAAACAGCAACAAGGUCCUGAACCUAAAUUGGAGACUGACAUUCAAAAUCCUGCCAGUUCAGAUUCAACAACUUUGCCAAAAACAACUGCUCAACCACUGUCUAACAAAAAUGAAACUGUACCAAAAAAAUCAACAACUGAUGACUUGACAGAUGAUAAUUUGCUUGGAGCAGAUGGUUUUUUCAUUCAAAAUGACCCUAUUCCCCAGACAUUAAAAAGUAAGAAAGAGUCUGAGGAAGCAAAAAACAAAAGUAUCUCUGAUGAUAGCAAUAAAGACAAACCUACGACAUCAACGAAAGACUCUGAUUCGAUAUCUCAACUUCCACCACCUCCACAAAAUUCCCAAAAGGACAAUGAACCAAUGACAGACAACAAAAAAUCAAUUAAAAUUACUGCGGAAAUCCAACCAGAACUACAAAGUUCAGACCAGUUGGCACCAAAACCAGAACUUCCGAAUCUACCUCCUGGCAGGGGACGUGGUCAGCCUCCACUGCGUGGACUUGGCCGUGGAGAAUUGGGCCCUGGGCAGUUCAGAGAACAUAAUAUUGCACAAACUGAGGAGGGGGUGAGCGGAACGCCUUAUGACUAUGUGCCACCAGAGGGCGAUAGAGGAAUACCUGAAGAGCAACAAGACUACUGGCAAGAUCCUUCAUAUCAGGAGUUUGGUGAGGAUGAAUCAGAGGUGCGUCCUGAAGACACAUGGGUCCCAGAAGAACAUUACUUUGAAGAGGAAGAGUAUUAUGAUGAGCCAGUGGGACCAUAUAUGGGGCGAGGUAGACCCCCAAUAAGAGGAGGGCCCCCAAUGGGACGAGGAAGACCACCCAUGGGAAGAGGAUUUCCUCCCAUGGGAAGAGGUGUACCACCCAUGGGCAGAGGAUUUCCUCCCAUGGGCAGAGGAGGAUCACCCAUGGGCAGAGGGGGUCCGCCCAUGGGUAGAGGAGCUCCACCCAUGGGGAGAGGAGGUCCACCCAUGGGGAGAGGAGGUCCGCCCAUGGGUCGAGGAGGACCACCCAUGGGCAGAGGAGGUCCGCCUAUGGGUAGAGGAGGUCCACCCAUGAGUAGAGGAGGCCCACCAAUGGUGAGAGGUGGACCACCCUUUAGUAGAGGAGGGCCACACAUGGGAAUAGGGGGUCCAGCAGUUGCUAGAGGAGACCUAGAUGAUAUGCACUGGGCAGAGGCUGAGUCUGCAGAGUGUUCUGAGGAAGGAGAACCCUACUGGGAAGAAUGGAGACCUCAAAUGAGAGGCAUGAGACCCCCAUUUCCACCGGGUCGAGGUCGUCCUCCACGUGGGCACCCUGGUUUCAUGCCUCGAGGCCGAGGAGGUCCACUUCACCCUAUUCACGGUGAAAUGGGUCAUGAGCCUGUAGGUCAUGAAAUGGAUUUGGAUGAUACCAACGUGGAUCAAUCAAUGCGCCCAAUGUACCACGAGCAUGACCCAUAUGGCCAUUCAGGGCAUCCUGAUGUUGGAAGAGGCAGGCGACGAAUUCCACCUCCUCCCCAUGAAAUUAUGGAUCGCUUAGAGGAGCCUUUGUAUGAAGGAGCAGAAGAAGAUUCUGAAUGGUAUCCUCCACGAGGACCUCCAAUGACUCCACAUGAAAUAAUUGACAGGGGAGGAAUGAGAAGACGACCUAUGGGUCGAGGAAUUGCGAGGGGAAUGUGGCGCCCAGGUCCACAUCGUGAGGGAUAUGAAGAAGUAUAUAAGGAGGACCAAGCUAUGGAUUAUGAUCGAGGUGAGAAUGAGUAUCGCCGGCCUCCAGCUACAGAGUUUCCACCUGAAGACUAUCGCCACGAAGCCAAGUUCUGUGAGGGGGACUGGGACAGAGAUCGUCCUCUUCCUGAAAGAGAGUAUCCUUCCCGCAUGCCGCCCCCACCACACCUCAGAGAGGAACGCUGGGAUCCAGAAACGGAAAGACGUCGAUCGUAUCCUUAUGAUGAAAGCAAUAGGGCAAGGGGAGAACUACGAAUUCAUGACUAUAGGGAUGAGCCCCCAUACAGACUGGAUGAACCGCCACACCUACGGGCUUCUGACUGGGAUAGACCUUCUAGGCAUUCUCCAUUACCAGUAAGGACAUAUCCCGAUUAUGGUGACCUUAGACCUCAGUAUGAGGAGCGUAAGGAAGAGCCACCACUUGGUGGAUCUGCAACAGACUUACCUGGAAGCUCAGUUGAAGCAGCAACCCAAGGAACAAGCGGGGCAAAUGUGCUUGCCCUUUCUCAAAGGCAGCAUGAGAUUAUCCUGAAAGCUGCUCAAGAACUUAAGCAAAUAAGGGAGUUGCAAGAGGGAAAGACCCCUAGUACUGAUAAACCACAACCUGCAUCCAGUGACCUUCUGCCAGAGCUACCUGCAGGUCUCCUUGGAUUGGAGAUCCCAGCAGAUGUUAGGAAUGUUUUAAAGGGUAUGAGUGCUGCUGUUCAGUCAGCUGCUCCUGAAUCAGCAUCCUGGGAAAGUAAACCUACUGUUGCUGUAGAUUACCAGUCGUCACUGUCUGCUUCAGCCAAACCACCAAUAAUUUCUAAAACGGUCGAUUAUGGACAUGGGCAUGAGUUCGGGGCAACUGUAGAGCGGAUUCCAUAUGGUGAGAGAAUAGUACUAAGACCUGACCCAGUCCCAUCAGAUCGCCUCUAUGAUAAAGAACCACUCGGUCUCAGAGAUUCCUAUAGCCGAGAUCCAUAUUAUGACCGGCGAUCAGACCCCUAUUUGGAUCGCCGGGAGUACAGCAGAGAGAGGGAGUUGUACCGAGAUAUGCCUCCUGAAUAUGAAAGAGACAGAUAUGAGAGGGAGCGUUAUCAUUCACGGGAAAGAGAUGAGAGCACAUAUUCCUUGGUUGAAGAAAGGUCUCCACUACCUCCUCGAGCGGCAUUCAGGGAAAGAGAUAAGGAGCGAAGUGGCAGUCGUGACCCAGACGACUUUUAUGGAAGGCCUGGCUAUGACAGACCUCUGUAUGAGCGCUCCGGACCUGACCGCAUUGGGCCUGAACGUUACAGCUCGCCUUACUUGGAAAGAAGAGGAGGUUAUCCAGAGGACCGAGGACCACAUCCUACUGCUCCACUGCCUCCUCCACCAACACCGCCACCUCCACGAGUCGAGAAGAAGCCUGAAAUUAAAAAUAUUGAUGACAUCCUCAAAGCGCCUGGCAGAUUAUCUCGACCUGAGAGGAUUGUUAUAAUAAUGAGGGGCCUCCCAGGAAGUGGAAAAAGCCACGUUGCAAAGCUUAUACGGGACAAGGAAGUUGAGUGUGGUGGCGCACCUCCAAGAGUUCUCGUUCUGGAUGACUACUUCAUGACAGAGGUGGAGAAAGUUGAGAAAGACCCAGACACUGGGAAGAGAGUCAAAACCAAGGUUCUUGAAUAUGAAUAUGAACCUGAGAUGGAGGAUACCUACAGGAGCAGCAUGCUGAAAACAUUUAAGAAAACUCUUGAUGAUGGUUUCUUCCCUUUUAUUAUUCUGGAUACCAUUAAUGACCGAGUGAAACAUUUUGAGCAAUUCUGGAGCGCCGCCAAAACAAAAGGCUUUGAGGUGUAUGUAGCUGAAAUCACGGCUGACACUCAAACAUGUGCAAAGAGGAAUGUCCAUGGGCGCAAGCUUAAGGAUAUAACAAAGAUAUCCAGCAACUGGGAGUCAUCUCCUCGUCAUAUGGUGCGCCUAGACGUGCGAUCCUUGCUUCAAGAUGCUGCCAUUGAGGAGGUUGAAAUGGAGGACUUCAACCCUGAAGACGUUCCCCAAGAAACCAAGAGGGAGGAGGAAGAAGAGAGCGAUCUGGGAUAUCUUCCAAAAAGCAAAUGGGAGAUGGACACGUCAGAGGCCAAACUUGACAAGUUGGAUGGCCUGGUGAGCGGUGGGAAGAGGAAGCGUGACAGUGAACACUUGUCAGGCAUAGAGGACUACCUUCAGUUGCCAGAUGACUAUGCCACACGCACAUCUGCACCAGGAAAGAAAAGGGUCCGAUGGGCUGAUCUUGAAGAGCAGAAGGAUGCAGAUCGAAAGCGUGCUAUCGGUUUUAUAGUUGGACAAACGGACUGGGAAAAAAUAACAGAUGAGAGCGGCCAGUUCGCACAAAGAGCUCUUAAUCGUACAAAAUAUUUCUAGGAUAGUGUGAUUCCUUAUUUUGGUUUACAGUAAGAUGCCCAGAAUGUGAAGAUGCUCCAGCUCCUUGGCAGUGAAACAUUCAUCCUCCCAACAGUUAUCAGUAGUUUUGGUCACUUCGCUAAUAAUUAUAAAGAUUACAUUUUUCCAUCUGGUAUGAGCUGUAUUUAAUCUGCGUUUAGUUUGCUUAAGUAUUCAGGCAUCUUUUACUUUUUUCUCUGUUUUAUACUUCAUGUACUGUAUACCUGUAACACUAUUUCUUAGUCAAUGUGUUGUAGAGAAAAAAUAAAAGGUUCACAACAUUAUAAACUUAUAAAAUUUGUCAGUGGGGUUUCAUAAUGAUGCUUGGAGAAUUAACUGUGUUGUUUUAUGUUUGGCAAGACUUUUUGUUCAGUUUAUUGCUAAUCUACAAUGAUAGUCUUGUCUCUGUACAUUCAUGUUUUGGUUUUGAAGUCACAACCUCCAGACUAAGACGACUAUCAGCUGUUCUCAUCUCUUGUUCGUCUAGGUUCCCUGUUACGCAAAUGAAUAUUUUUUGUAAAUUGGACUUGUAUAUAUUUUUAUAUAAACUGAUCCAACAUGGAAGUAAAGUAUCAAUAAAGAUGUGUAAGUCCCACCUCCUGUAACUGCCACCUGUAGAGUUCAUUGGCAGUGUGUGUUCCAAGGUAGUGAUGAAAAUAUCAAAGUAAAAAGGAGCCAGUUUCUAUCAAUAAAUCGCUAACUUCUUAGUUCUCGUCCAGUGCUGUGAAAAAGUAACCUUCCCUAUUACGUAUUACUUCUGGUUUUGCUUUUUGUGUUGGACUUGGAACGUUUCAGAUCACCCAAAAUUUUGACAAUUACUUGACUAAAUAGUGUUUUUGAGUAUGAAUUGACCUGAACUUACACCAUUUCGAAUCAGCUAUAAGUCGGACUUUGACUAAACCACUCCAAAAUAUAGUUUUGUUUUUUAAGGUAUUUAAACUGGUGUUCUUUGGAUAAUUAUUCUGCUGCACUGUCAGUGUGCUUGAGCUUACGGUCGUAAACGUAUGAAAAACAUUCUCGCCACUAUUUCAUGUUUUCUGUAUUUGUUGGUGAUCAACUGAACUCCUACAGUCAGAAAAGGCUCUGCAGUCUGUUCCUGACUAAUGUAUGCCAAUGUCGUUUGGCUAUGUGUUGUUGAAUUUUUAUUUAAAUUACGACAUGUUACAUUGCCGUAUCAGACCUUUUUACCCACUUUAAAAUACUUGCAAUUUAAGUAAUCUGAGUAUUCUUAAUUGUUGGGUGUGUGUUUGGGUCAAAGGAAAUUUACUCUAAUAAUGGAUUGUUGAUGAUUGAACAAGGGGCCAAUAACUGUCGCACAAAGGCCCAGGUCAUUUAGAAAUAUUUUUUUCCCAUAAUAAAUGAAAUUGUAAUUGAAAAAGAUUAUUAAAAUUUCAUUUAUUGUAGGGAAAAUAUUGUUGGGUUAUGUUAAUCCAAUAUCAAAGCUUCAAAAUCGAGGUGUCAAGAAGGGAAGAACAAGAAAUGCAUGAGGGGGUAAAUUACUUUUUGGAAUUAUCUGGUGGUGUUUAAAAUUGACCUUUUUUAAAAACUCGAGCAAUCGUAACUCAGAUUAUUGCAUUAUGUUUCAUUUCUGUUUUGUUUUCUAAUUUUAACAUUCUGUUAAAAAUGUUUAAAAAAGUGCAUGAUUCAUGCUUUUUGUGCAUUUAUAUGCAAAUGUAACUUUUUACAUAUCUUAAAUUUUUAUAGAAAAAAUUUUAUCGCUGUGAUAAUUGUAGUCACCAAGAAUUUUAUUCCAGUUAAACCUAGAUUUUUACUGACAACAGAAAGAUGGACAAAUGUUCACUAUGUUGUUAUAUACUUUUGAACACACAUUUGCCUUCAGCCUCUGAAAAUUCUUUGUACAUUUAGUGCCAUUGCUGAACAAUAGUUUUCACAAUUUUUCCUAAGGCUCCGUCUUUCAGUAGAUGACUUUUAGCAUUCUAUACCACCUUCUUGAAAUGCUACUAUUCAUUAUGUCCUAAGGUAGUUGUUUCAACUGAACUGGUUUACCUUUUCUUUUUUCCCAACAAAAGAGUCACAAGAAAUAUAAAUGUCAUUAACAUUUCAGAGGUGGAGUUUGAACCCUAACAUUGUAUUUUUGCACGUUUGUGAUCAUGAUGUGGUGAACCGUGAUCUACACAGAUUGGUGCUUUCCUUUUUUUCUGUAUUGUUAUAGUCUUAAUAGGUCAUGAAUGCUAACACCCUAAUAGCAGAUAGAUAUCCAAACAAUACUGCAAACAGAAUGUUUCAAUACAUUAUCUCCAUAUUGAAAAACUAAUUCAAUAAGAAUGGAAUAGUUCCAUUCAUUAAUCAAAUUUAUAUUUUUAUUCAAGAAAAUUUUACACUGCCUGGCCAAAAAAAAGUUGCCAAACUAAUUACAUUUGAGUCUCCUAUUGGAUAAUUAGUGCCUGGUCGCUUACCUGUUAUGGUAACAUGAUAUUUAACCCCUAACGAUGCAAUCAGUAGCUUCUCAUUUCUUAAACAACCAUGUCGAAAGACUCAUCCCGUGGUUGUGGAAAAGAUGUUGGUUUAAGAAAGGGGAAAUCACAGGCACCAAGCAGAGAAAAUGUCUAGUGACGUUGGAGAAACUACUAAAAAAUGGGUUAAAAACUGUUAAAUGCAAGUAAAAACAUUUCUAUGCGCGCAAUGCAAAGGGAAUCCAUUCGACUGAGACUCAACAGCUGUGUAGCCAUAAGAAAACCAUUAAACAUUGAAGCUAAUUGGAGAAAAAAGGCUUAAAUUUGCAUGGAGCAAAAUAAAAUUACUCUGGACCAAUGGAAGAAGUUCAUGUAGUCUGAUGGGCCCAAAUUUAUCUUAAUCCCAUUGAGAAUCCCGGGGACAUGUUGGCUUUGAGAGGUGGUCGUACUCUCCCAUCAUCAAAACAAGAUUUUGGUGAAAAGAUAAUACAAAAAUGAAUGGAAACAAAGAGUGAUACGGCAGCAGCUUAUCAACACAAUGCCACAGCAAAUGUUUCAUAUAAACAAAAGAUCAGACUUUUUUUGGCCAGGCAGUGUUGAUUUAGCAUAGUUUGCCAAUUUCCAUAUUCUUAGCAUAUAAAUAAGGAAAACUAAAAUUCAGUUUAGUGUGAACAGAUGUAAAUUCCUUUUGGGAGAUGAAAUCACCAUCUUCACAAGGCUUUUUGAAACAAGCGGGCUUUCCUGUUAGGUGAUUUUGGACCGACACCAGCAGAUGACAUGACACCCAAAGUCAUCACAGACUGGAAACGUAACAUUGGAUCUGAAGCAACUUCAAUUAUAUUCCUCUUCACUUCUCCUCCAGACUCUGGGACCUUGAUUUUCAAAUUAGCACAUUUUAAUUGAGUCCACUUGUCAACAGUCCUGCACUUUUUCUUCUUAGCCCAGGUAAGAUUCUUCUGAUGUUGUCUGUUUCAGGAGAGGUUUAGCACAAACACUGGAAUAAUCGUAGAUCAUUUUUUUGAAUUUAUAUAUUUGGUGACUCUUGAAGAACCAACUCUGGGCUUUCUCUACAUCUUGUGAAUCUCCCUCAAACUCUUGAAAGAUUCUUUGCUUCACAGUUCUCUAAAAACCAAAGUUACCCCUGUUGCUUCUGUGCUUUUUUUUCCUACCACACUUUCAUUCAGCUCAACUUUCCAUUAAUGUCCCUAGAUACGGCUUUGUGAACAAUCAAACUUCUGUGUUAUUGACCUUUUGACUAACGCUGACUAUGCUUGAUGACUUGUCAAGUACGCAGACUUAAAGAGGUCAUAACAUUUCUCUUGCUGAAAUCUUGAAAGUAGAAACCUUUUUUGGUAAUACUUGGAAUUUGAGAUAUGACUUUACCAUUUGUAACAUCUACUGGGUUGGUUUCCAGAAAACAUGAGAGGGCAGGUCAUGUAGUGCUUCUUAGAAAGGAUGUAAGAAGGAGGCCCCACUUUCUUUCAGAAUGGAUAGCUGCAUUUAUUGUACGUAAGUUAAUGACAUGUAAUAGAAAAAAAAAAGACACUGGUGUUAUCAACAUUUUUCUUUUCCAUGUUUAAACUCUUUGAAGACUGAAGGAAACCCAGGGUUUGAAUUUUCCCCCUCUGGAUUUUAAUCUGGAUUCGUCUGUCUGGAUUCCCUGAAGCUAGAAGAGCAAAGAGCAUUUCUCCUGCUGGAGACAUUUUGCCUGAGUACCGACAGAACAAAUCAAACAUGAUGAACUUAUGGUAAGUAUGGGAAGUAAUUGUGCUAGAUUAUGUGGAAAAAUUUACAGCUCAAGUAAGUUUUGAAAUUGUAUUUAUGUAAAUAAAAUGUACUUUAUAUGUUAAAUAUUAAAUAUUUUUUCUCUCUGG